Amaranthus tricolor (Joseph's coat) is the source of this 3551-nucleotide messenger RNA. RefSeq lists its product as uncharacterized. The transcript has a single exon. The coding region runs from base 2723 to 3370 and encodes 215 amino acids. NCBI's taxonomy places the organism in Eukaryota, Viridiplantae, Streptophyta, Magnoliopsida, Caryophyllales, Amaranthaceae. The record is from RefSeq and is a predicted model, not a curated record.
UCUUUUCUUCUUUUUUUUUUUUUUUUUUUAAAAAAAUUUUUGCUGUUAAAAUUAUAGUUUUUGUUUGUAAUUUGAGUGAAAUCAGAAAUGUAUUGAAUUGUUUUGGGUAAGAGUCAAAAUUGUAAUUUAAUUUAAGCAUGUUUGAUUUAGGUUUUGAAUUGGGAGUGGAAUUUUUGGGUAAGAGUCAAAAUUGUAAUUUAAUUUAAGCAUGUUUGAUUUAGGUUUUGAAUUGGGAGUGGAAAUAGUGGUUAAUUGUGCUUUUAAAAUGUGUUUUGAUGAUGUUAAUUGGUGGAAUCGGGAAGAUCAAUUCCUUUAUUGUUGAGUAUGUUUAACUGAAAUGAAGAUUAUUUCUUUAUCGAGGAAGUAUUGAAUUAUGUUGAGUUAGAAUGGCAAGGAUUCCCUUAUUGAGGAAAUAUCAUUAUAUGUUUGAUAGAUUGACUCCACUUGCUUGAUACCCCGGUUUAUUUAGUUUUCAGGGUAAUGGAUCUUUGUAUAAUCAUCAUACUUUACUAUUAGGCUCCAACAUGGCCUUCACCCUCUUUACCUGAGGUGUUACCACGUGGGCGUUGAAAACCCCAAUAUGGUGGUCUCUAAUCACAUAUAGUUUGAAGUUGAUAAGCUCUAUGAAUUCACACUUCGGCAUUGGUGUUAGGUUGCCUAAUAAUGCUUUUGACCAAGGUGAUAUCAUGUGUGCCUUAGAAGGGUGUUAUGAGACGAUAAAAGAAGAAAGGUUGAAGUAGUUUGAAGUCGAUAAGUUCCAAUGACUAUGAGAAGUAGAGACGAUGAUUAGAGUUUGGGAGUAGUACUUAGAAAUUGUUUUAGGAUCAUCUAUAUACCAUUGUGUAAUAAGUUAUAGUUAAGUUUAUUGACAUGAUUAUAAUAUGUUGUUUGUUACUUACGUGUACAUGUUUUGUUUUCUUGACCAUGACUCUUUCUAUGAUGGUCCUGCUACGAUGUAUUUGACAUUCGAUCUUAUGUUGAGCAACAUGAAAUUUAUAGAUAGGCGUAGCAAUUAUUUGAGUCCUUUUGCAUUGCAUAUCGGGUGUGUUAGCGCGUUUCUUAUAAUUUUUGCAACAUCUAUAGAAGAUUUGACUCUACCUACAAUCUAUUUUUGUUGAGUUGUAUGGGUUUUUUGGCCUAGGCUUCUAACAUCCUUGUGCAUAAUUUAUUUCCACUGCGUCUUAUGGUUUUUAAGGUUUUUAUGGAGUUGAAUUGGUUUGGUCAUGUUCAAACUCAAGCAUUUGCGGUGUAAUCACGAUCCGUGCUUGUCAUGAAGUCAUCAAAGCGUAACGACUCAUUCUGCCGUGAUAGAUUAUUCAAGGCCGAUGUUUCCAUUUUCGUAUAAUUAUUUAUAUAUUAUUGAGCAUGUCUAUCUUUCAUGCCUCUAGUUUUUCAAAGGAGAUGCUCCGGAUUCUGUCUCACAUUUUAAAAAUCACUAAAGACAAGUUGUUUGGAUUAGUUAUAGUUUAGUUGAUUCUAUUUUUGUUUUGUUUUUAGUAACACUCGGAUUUCUACUCACUUUGCGAUUUUGGUAUCGCUUAAAGGGUUGGAAAUUCAGGGGUGUUACUGAUGUUUAAGGGUAAUAGAUAGAGGUGUGGUCACUUUCUUGAAUUUGGAAAUGCCACAAUCAUGUAGGAACUCAUACGUAAAUUUUCUUUAUUAAGGACUAUAUCAUCAUGUAAGAAUGUAAAUUUUCUUGAUACUAAAAUUUUGUUAUAAGUAGGUUUUAAGGUUAGUAAUAGUUGUAAUAUCAGUUCCAGUGAUGAUUAUAUCAUCCAUAUACACAUGCACCAAAGUGAAAGAAGAACAAGUAUUCUUAAUAAAGAGAGAAUACAUUUUUGGAUUGAAAAAUUCCUUGAUGUAGUAGCUCGAUUUUAAGUUUAGCAAACCAUUGGCGUGAGGCCUGUUUGAGCCCAUAUAAGGAUUUUUUUAAAGUUUGCACACAACGUUAAGUGGAGUGUCUAAAACAUUAGGAAUCUUCAUAUAAAACUCUUCAUGAAGGUCUCCAUGAAGGAAUGCGUUAUUGAUAUCCAAUUGAAUAAAGGGCCGAUUAUUGUUCGUUGUCGAGACAACAAUACAACGAAUUGUUGUCAUUUUCACAAAAAGAGAGAACGUUUUGUUGAAAAUCUGUGCCAUGUUGUUGAUUAUACCCUUUUACAACAAGCCUCACUUUGAAACGCUCAAGAGAGCCAUCAAAUUUGAACUUGACUUCCUAAACUCAUUUACAACCAAUAGCUUUCUUUUCAUGGGGCAAUGAAAUUAAAUUCCAGAUGUUUUUUGCGUAGGAGCUUGAGGUUCAAUUUGCAUAGCUUGUUGCCAUACUUCACUAGUGUAGCUUCUUUGUAAGAGGAGGGUUCUUUCCAAACAGAUUGUGAUGUUAUAAGAGCUUUGGAAGGGGUUGGUAAAAUAUCAUAAUUGACAAUGUUGCACCGAUGAGAAUGAAGAAUAAGUGAAAAUAUAAUUUUUGAGGUGCGAUGGGGAUUUAUGAGGACGUGUAGACCUUAGGGAAAUGGGUGAAGAAGGUGGUUGAAUGGUAAGAGGAUUGGAAGAUGGUGUUGGUAAAGAAUGAGAUGGAGUACAAAGAUUAGGUAAAUGUAAUUGUAGUGUAAGAGUGUUGACCGGGACAUUUGACGAGGGAAGUAUUGGUGUAGAAGUAGGUAAAGGAGUAGGUAAAUGUAAUUCCCCUAUUGAGUUAUUUUCAUGUAAUUUGCUAAAUUCAUCUAUGAUUUUUUUUUUCGACCUUUGUAAGGUUCUUUUGAUUAUGCUGGCGUUACUCCCUGACCAUUCUUAUGAGAAGUAUCUUCCUCCCCUUCUCUUAGCACAAUCAUUGAUUUUAUUUUUCUUCCUGAUAACAGGUACCCGCUUCUCUCUUGCUCAUUUAUCAUACCUCUCAAUUCAAAUGGAUAUGUUUGAUUCCAAUCUCAAAUCGCCAAAACCCCAAAUUCCGAGGAACAACCUGGAUGAUGAUGAUAUAUUCAGUAGUUCUGUAAACUUAGAAGAAUCCCACAUUAAUGAAGGCUACAAAGAUGGGUAUAAAGAUGGGCUUACAUUGGGAAAGCAAGAUGGCUAUGAAGUGGGUCUAAAACAUGGAUUUGAAUCUGGGGAAGAGCUUGGGUUCUACCGUGGUCUUGUUGAUGUUUGGACAUCGGUUAUUCGAGUUGAACCUAGUUACUUCUCUGCUCGGAUCCAGAAGAGUAUUCAUCAGAUAGAGGAGCUACUAGAAAACUAUCCACUUAUGGAUCAUGAAGAUGAGAGCAAGGAUGACAUAUUAAAAGAGCUUAGGUUGAAGUUUAGAGCUAUUAAUGCAACUUUAGGAGUCAAAUUGGAAUAUAAAGGAUACCCAAAAAUGUCUGAUGCUCAAGAUUAUUGAAUUUUGGGUGGAAGCACGUUAUACAUAGAUAGUGAAAUUACAUAUGUAAUUGUGCUUUAUUUUAUUAAUUAAGAUAGUCUAGUAAUGUCCCUUCUAUUGUGAGGGCUAUGACUGUACAUCUUAGCCAUAUUUGGGGUAUAAUCUGGAUCAGCGCGAUUAAUAUACUCGGUUUCUGAAUAAA